AUGUGUCGACGUGUGAGUUUUUCUUCUUCAGAAGAGGCCGUGAACUGCUUCGGCGGCGAAAGCGGGCCGAGUAGGCUCGGGGGCCGAGCCUGGUGCGGCCCGCUACGGCCCAUUCCCUCGACGACCGUCGACCGAGCCGCCGUGACAAGUCCAAACUGGACGAACUCAUUUGACCGAACACAUCUCCAUCGCCAUGAGAAGAUCACCAUAGCACUGGACAACCUCCCGAUCCCGAGCAGCUCCGAUUGGAAGGCCGCCGUGGCGAGAUCCCGCGCGGGCAGGGCCUCGAUGGGACCGCCGCCGUCCAGGCUGCCCCUGCUGGCCGCCCUCGUCGCGGCGGCGCUGCUCGCCGGCGCGGCCGCGGCGACGGAGGAGGCAUACGUCACGCUGCUCUACGGCGACGAGUUCGUCCUCGGCGUACGCGUCCUGGGCAAGUCCAUCCGCGACACCGGCACGCGGCGCGACAUGGUCGUGCUCGUCUCCGACGGCGUCUCCGAGUACUCGCGGCAGCUCCUCGAGGCUGAUGGUUGGAUCGUGAAGCGUAUAACUUUAUUGGCUAAUCCUAACCAAGUGAGACCAACGAGGUUUUGGGGUGUCUACACGAAGUUAAAGAUAUUCAACAUGACAAGCUACAAAAAAGUUGUUUAUCUUGAUGCAGAUACUGUAGUUGUAAAAAGUAUUGAGGAUGUUUUCAAGUGUGGGAAGUUCUGUGGGAACUUGAAGCAUUCUGAAAGAAUGAAUUCCGGAGUGAUGGUUGUGGAGCCAUCUGAAACUGUUUUCAAGGAUAUGAUUAGCCAAGUAGACCGGUUGCCUUCCUACACUGGAGGGGAUCAAGGUUUUCUUAAUUCGUAUUAUGCUGAUUUUGCUAACUCCCGCGUGUAUGAGCCAGACUCACCUUUAACACCUGAACCGGAGACACAGCGCCUUUCUACCUUGUAUAAUGCUGAUGUUGGUCUUUACAUGCUAGCCAACAAGUGGAUGGUUGAUGAGAAGGAACUUAGAGUUAUUCACUACACACUAGGUCCCCUUAAACCCUGGGACUGGUGGACAGCUUGGCUUGUAAAACCUGUGGAGAUAUGGCAGGAUGUUAGGCAAAAACUUGAAGAAUCUCUUCCGGGAACCGGUGGGGGAAGGAACCCUCAUGAUCAGCUGGUCGUCAAAUUUUUAUUCAUUCUUCCCUUCUGCCUGCUGUUAUUUGGUUAUUACCAAUCAUGCUUUCAGAACAAUAAGGAUUUUCCAAGUGUGCAGUCUUUAUGUGUGUUCGCUAGAAGAGGCCGUCAUAAGUACAAGUCUGAAGAGGCACUUCCAUCUUAUUCAGCAGUUGGUGUUUCAUCAUCUACAUUUUCGACUUCAAAUCAAAGAAUCUCUAACGGGCCACAUCUGAAGCUGCCUUCUUAUUUUGGGAUUAUGCCAUGGACAGGUCUGCUACUGAUGUUUGAGUGGACCUUCGUGGCAUUCUUCUUAUUGUUUGGUGGCUAUCUCCGUUUUGUCUAUCGAUGGGGAAGUAUCAGUGCAACUCAUGUGGGAUAUAGCAAUUCUGAUUCAUCAGAGAAUCACAUGAGUACAGGUCAUCAGCGCAAUAUAUCCGACUUUGACAUGGAGGCGACAUUUUACUGGGCAGGGAUGGCUGUCAUAGCUGUCAUUACUGUAUUUUCACCAACUAUCUUGGGUAUAACUGCAUUAUUUACAAAGCUAGGGUUGAUGGUUGCUGGCGGUGUUCUGCUGGCAUCUUUUAUGACGUAUGCUUCGGUGCAUCUUGCUAUCUCAGCCUUCCACAAGGGCCAGAAAGAUAGGAAUGCGUCGAGAACUAGAAGAAUUUGUUUUUGGUGUUUGUAG
Messenger RNA from Triticum turgidum subsp. durum (durum wheat), 1836 nucleotides. The record is from the annotation of a GenBank genome assembly. Lineage: Eukaryota; Viridiplantae; Streptophyta; Magnoliopsida; Poales; Poaceae.